AAUAAUGUCUGAAUCACAGUUUCACAUUGACACGCAUGGACGCAGGGCUGCAUGCUAUUUUCUCACCCACAUGGAAUAGGAAAUAACCUUCAGAUUUCUCCUGUAAAUAAAAACACCAGCCAUUCAGGUUAAAUAUCCGACAAGCUGUGACAGCAGCUCCUGUAAGGUAGAGUUGGAACUGCUGUAACUAGAGGACUGACGGAGAUGGAGGAAGACCCUGUUUAUGACUAUCCAGACCCCCAACCGGUAGGGGAAAAGAGAGCAUGUCCUCAGCGCGGCUCCCUAAAGAGUAUCAGCGUGCUGGACCGACUUCUGCUUACUUAUCCAGUGUGGCUGCAGUUGUCCAUCAACUCAGCCACAGCUCUUCACAUUCUACACCGUGAACCACCUGGGACUUUUCUGGUGCGAAAGUCCAGUACAUCCCAGAAGAAAAUGCUGUGCCUCAGGCUAGCAGAUGACAGCAUGCCAUCUUUUGUCAAACAGUUCAUCAUUCAUGAAAAGGACUCAACCUUCUCUUUGAUGGGUUCAGCCAUCAGUUUUCCAGAUCUCUGCAGACUUAUUGCCUUCUACUGUGUCAGCAGAGAUGUUCUUCCUUUCACUUUGGAGCUGCCAGAGGCCAUAGCCAAGGCUUCAUCCCACAAACAACUGGAAUCCAUCUCUCAUAUGGGUGUGGAGUUUUGGAGUUCCAAUUUAAACUUUCGUGGUCCUCGCAAUGGUCCUUCAUCAGUAACCAAUGCACCUCCACCACCAAAGCCUAAAUCACAAGACUCUACCACGUGUACUAGCACAAGCCCAAGUCUGUUUCAGGAGUUCUGCCCAAUACAAACCAGAAGUCCCUCUGAGCUGGAUUUGGGGGCAGGACAGGGGGCUUUGUGCUUCAUCAACCCACUCUUUCUGCAAGAGCACCCUAUCCGUGGAGCGAUGCUUAAGCGACAUCACUUCAAACGCAGCAUAAAGGUUCGCGUUUCCACUGAGAACUCCAGCCCAUUAUCACCCCCUGUCUCCGCACCACCCCCUCCACCACUUAUCGCAAAAGCCAAGUGUAAAGGAAAGGCUGUAAAGCAGACUGAAGUUGUUAAGGCCUCUACGGAAGAUCAAGAAAUGACAGAAGCUGUCAAGGAAGAUUCAGAUUAUCUGCAUCCCUGUCUCACACUUCCAAAGAAGGCCUCUGCCAUGGUCAUUCCUGUCCUCUCUCCUACUGCUGAGGAGAAGGAUUACCAGCUUCCUAAAGCUUCUCAGCAGACUGAAAAGAAAAUCACUGUUGAGUAUGAAGAGGAAAAUGAGGAUGGCGAGGUAGGACUAAUACUGGAACACAGACAUGCCCCGUCCCUCAGCGAUUUGGACAGCAGCAGUUCCCUCAGCAGUCUUGACGAAGCAGAGGAGAGUCCCGAACGGCCUCCCCUCACACGAGGCACCAGUAACCCUACAAACCCCUCUCCUCCGCCUGCCCACCACUCUGUGUCUGCUUUGCGGAAGAUGAGCGCAGUCUUCAUGUCCUUCUUUGUGCCGGGAAAGAGAGUUACACGGCUGGUAGAGGACCUCUCUUGUAACAGGCGGACAGCAUUCGGGACCCUGAUUCAAGACUUUCUGAGGCAGCAAAGAGAAGAAUUGAAGCCACAGUGUUUGACAUCCUCUGUGAAGCUACUACAGGGCUUGCGACAGUUUAUUAACCAGGCUAAGGUCUUUCUCCUAGAGUGCGGAGAGCUUGAGCCUCCGAUUGAGACACUAGUGCCUGAAGAUGAAAAAGAUCUUUCACUGGAGAAAGCGCUGUUCCGCUGCAUUCUAAAGCCUUUAAAAGGACAAAUUGAUGCAGCACUGCACAACUUGCACGAGCAAGAUGGUUCCUGUAAAAGACUGGCUGAAAGUAUGCAGAGAGCCAGAGAUAGCUCACCACAUGAAUUCUUCGCUGUGCAGGUGCCAGUGCCAGAUUCUAAUGGCAUUGAGAAGAUAAAGCAGAAGAUAGCUCUUAUGAGACAUGUCUAUUCACCAAUUGAUAAAGUAGUUUUGCUUCUGCAGUUCUGUAAGCUCAUCUAUAAAGCCAUGAAGACCAACACUGAGCAACAAUUUGGAGCAGAUGACUUCUUGCCAGUUCUUUCCUAUGUGAUUGUGCAGUGCAACAUGCCUGAGAUAUUUCUGGAAGUGGAAUACAUGAUGGAGCUGCUGGACAACUCUUGGCUCAGUGGAGAAGGUGGAUACUAUCUGACGAGCGUUUAUGCCAGUGUUAGCUAUAUCCAAAGUCAGCCAGAGGCUGUGUCAUCGAGUAAACUUACCCCUCAGGUUAAGGAAUCACUAAAGGAGUGGAGCCACAGGCGUAGCUCUGAAUCCAAAAGCCAAACGGACAUAAAGAUGCAUCAGAGGUUUGUAAAGGUGCUGUUCCAGAAUGGAGAGUGUAGUUUGGUCAAGACUUUGCAGUGGGAAGAAGGCUUCAGCGCAGAAACUUUGGCAAAACUCUGCGCUACCAAGUUUGGAGUGGAAGGGCCUGAAGAGUAUGGCCUGUACUGGAGAAAUGGCGGAAUGUUGGUGCCUCUUCCUCCAGAUGCACAGAUUGAGGAGAGCGCCAGUGGUGCUCCACUUAUCUACCAGCACUCCACGCAGUAUAUAAAGUCCUGUAAGCUGACCAGAGAAGGUGCUUUGGACCUUUCUGGAGAAGCCUCAUAACAUGACGUGAGCUGGUGAUAUACUUUUAGACAAAUUGGCAAACUCUAAGUUAUGUCCAUCUAAAAAGAAGUGAGUGGUUAGCAUAAGCUAAUUAAUUCAAACGGUUGAGCUGUCCUUCGCUUUAAAGUGACAUUAUUUAAUGUGGACUUAUUGCACAGCUGUACUGGUCAUCAUAGUUAAUCAGUACCCACAUGUAUCAAGGUGUAGUUACACAAGGUUUACAAUAAUCAAAUUAUAAUUGCACAUGUACACACAUACACACACAGCAUGCUUAAAGAUCUCUAUCAUCAGAACUUAUUUUUUCUAUACUAUUGUGGAUGUGGUUUUGAAAUUCAAGCACAUUUGAAUUAAUCUUUGUUGUUAAGGUUAUUUGUACUUACUGGUUUUAAAUUAUUACUAUUUAAUUUUAUAUUCGUUAUUGUAAUUAUAUUAUGUUUUGGACUUUUUGGAGGGAAAGCUCCUGUCUGUUCUUACUAAGAGAGCAUUUAGAGAAUCAAAACAUCUUAAAUAGUCUUUUGGGCAAUUGGGUGAAGCAUGUAGAUUGAAAAGGGAGCAAUUUAAAUUAUCAGAGAGCAUUAAAAUGUAAUAUUUUGGCCACUUAGGAGGCACAGGGGUCUAACUCGCAAAACCCUGCCGAGUUCGAAUCCCAGUUGUGCUAUAGACCAGCCGAUUGCCUACACAGACACACAAAUUGGCUGUGUGUCUGUAGAGGGUGGGGACGAUGGUAAAAGCAGAGUUCCUCUGCACUGCUAUGGUCGAGGGAAUCACGGAUGGCAGUGCAAGGCUACUACGCUCCUUGAGACCUCUUACCUUUACAGUGGUUCAACUGGAGGUGGCAGUAGCAACUAAAGAGAUUGGAUUAAAAAUUAAUGAAAAAAGAUGAUUAAUAUAUAACAUCUUUUAAAUGCUAACAUUAAAAUCAGGUUUACUUAGUCACAGUCCUCGGUUUUCCUAAUAUUUUUUAUAUAUGACUUUAUAGGUUGUAUAAAAUCAUUGGGGGUUUGUGAUAUUAGUAAUCGUAGCUUCUGCAAAAUCAAAAUGUUAUAGACUUUGUCGCUGUAAAAUAAAGACUGAUGUGAUUGUAGAUGAAAAGUAUGGCUAUGCUUAAUAAGCAAAAGAACACAAAAUGGAGCAUGCUAGCACAAAUAACUGACUAAUUUGAUUGCAGAUAUGAGUGUGAUAUUUACAAUAAUGCACAACCUCUGGAACCUCUGGAAGAGUAAAAAAUAAAGCAGACAUUGUUAAAAACG
Messenger RNA from Trichomycterus rosablanca, 3908 nucleotides. RefSeq names its product Ras and Rab interactor 1a (gene rin1a). The coding region runs from base 205 to 2658 and encodes 817 amino acids. The transcript is spliced from 11 exons. Gene Ontology annotation, biological process: vesicle-mediated transport. Gene Ontology annotation, cellular component: cytosol; endocytic vesicle. Gene Ontology annotation, molecular function: guanyl-nucleotide exchange factor activity; small GTPase binding. Lineage: Eukaryota; Metazoa; Chordata; Actinopteri; Siluriformes; Trichomycteridae. The record is from RefSeq and is a predicted model, not a curated record.